AUGGGAUAUGUCCGACCAGUUGUUUUAUUUUGACUGUGUGAUUUUAUUAUUUUAUGGACAAAUUCAAUUAGAUCUUCGAUAUCGCAGAUGAAUAUCCAUUAGUGACACGUUGAGGAAGUAGUUAAGUUCAUAUUGUUUUCAAAAUUGGCCUCAAACUGUGUAGUUUAGCGUUUAUCUGCAAGCCUUUUUGUAAACUCUACGAAGUAAUGGCGUCGAAUUCGCCAGGAACCAAAAUCUCGCGAGAAAGACUCAAAUUAGAUUUUAAGUCUGGAAUGGAUAAAAAGAAGGUGACUCUCAUUGUAAAACAACGAGAACCAGAGCCACAAAAUCUACAUUCUGCCCAAAUGGAACGUCUUAAAGCUCAUAAAGCAGUUGGAAAGCUCACAUUYGGAACUGAUGAUGUAUAUGAGUACUGUGCUGAUGAUCUUAUAGACCAUGGCGAGAUUGGCCGUGGUGCAUAUGGCACUGUAAAUAGAAUGUUCCACCCUCCAAGCAAUACUUUUAUGGCAGUGAAGAGAAUACGAUCAACAGUUGACCAAAAAGAUCAAAAGCAAUUAUUAAUGGACCUGGAUGUUGUGAUGAGAAGUAGCAAAUGUCCUCUUAUAGUCCAGUUCUAUGGUGCUCUCUUCACUGAGGGAGAUGCUUGGAUUUGUAUGGAACUAAUGGAGAUAUCAUUUGACAAGUGCUACAGACUCGUGUAUGGCACACUUAAUCAAGUUAUUCCUGAGGAUAUUCUCAGUAAAGUCGCUCUUGCUGUUGUAAAAGCCCUUGAAUACCUCAAAAAAGAACUUAAUAUCAUACAUAGGGAUGUGAAACCAUCCAAUAUUCUGCUAGACAAACAUGGAGGAAUCAAACUCUGUGAUUUUGGAAUUAGUGGACAGUUAGUUGACUCCAUUGCAAAGACAAGAGAUGCUGGUUGUAAGCCAUAUAUGGCACCAGAAAGAAUAGACCCAUCUUCCUGCAGACAAGGUUAUGAUAUUAGAUCUGAUGUCUGGAGUUUUGGAAUCACCAUGAUCGAGCUUGCGUCUGGUCAGUUCCCCUACCCUAAAUGGACCAGUAUAUUYGACCAGUUAUCCCAGGUGGUUGAGGGAGACCCACCAAGAUUAGUUAAUAGUGAAAAUAUACAACGAUCUCCUGAGUUGCUCAAUUUUGUGAAUAUCUGCCUUACUAAAGAAGUAGCAAAAAGACCAAAAUAUGAUUCACUUCUGAUCCAUCCUUUUAUUCUAAGAUAUGCUGAUGAACCUGUYGACGUGGGAUCAUGGCUGGCUGAUUUGGUGGCGCAGGCGCCAGAAGAUCAUGAGCAGUUAGACUAUWUUCAAUAAAAUACUUCUAGUAAUGCUUUUAUAGAGAACAAAGUGAUAAGCUAAAGACAAACCAUUUCCUUACUCUAUACAGUGCAUUUUCAGUCAUUCUGGUCUUCWGUUGAUGACCAAUAGCAACAUAUUUCAUAACAUGACAUUUAGUCUAUGGGUCUUCAGCAGGAUGUGGCUAAAGGGAUGAAAAUGUUUUUUCCCCUUUCUUUCUUUGUCAGCAUUUUCUCUCAACACAGCAAAGUCAAAUUAAGUAUAAUUUUGAAGGACCACAUUUCAAGGAGGCUAUGAAUAGGCCAUAAAGCAUAAUGAUUUCUAUAAAGAGGAGAAUUCAUAUCUCAMAGUUCUUGUUUCUCAUUGAAAGCCUAACUAGUAUAUGCAGUGCUUUGGGAUCUUUUACUGGUUUUUGGUUGAUUUUAUGGCAGCCAUGUUGGUUGAACUUUAGUAAAAAAAACAGUCAUAUUUGUUUAGUGUUUACCCUUUAUUCAACAUUACCAACAUGGCCGCUAGUCUUUAGUCAGCAAUACAUACAGACAGCUUGAUUAUUAGUCUCCUUCACAUCCGUUUUCGUGUCKGGMUUGAAACGGAUGUGAAGGAGACUACUUGAUUAUGGGCUGCUUUUUUGUCUAUAACAAUUUAAUUGCMAUACAUUCUUUGUAAAAAUCACUUCUGUAUCAAAGACAUCUCACUAUAUUACAAGCUCUUGCUGUCCUUGCGCAACUGUUUGUUAUUAUAGAAUUUUGAAGCUGAAGGUUGAAGGCUCAGAUAUCAGUUGUUUCAGAUUCUGAGCCCACAGCCUAGCAAAGCUUUGAUACUAAWGUCUUUGAAAUACAUGGUUUAUAUUAUAAUGUACUGUUGUAACUAAUCA
Molecule: messenger RNA, 2178 nt
Organism: Exaiptasia diaphana
Lineage: Eukaryota; Metazoa; Cnidaria; Anthozoa; Actiniaria; Aiptasiidae
Product: dual specificity mitogen-activated protein kinase kinase 4
Exons: 12
Coding region: 207-1322 (371 amino acids)
Biological process (GO): MAPK cascade; protein phosphorylation
Molecular function (GO): ATP binding; JUN kinase kinase activity
Source: RefSeq, a predicted model, not a curated record